AUGAGACUUAAAUUUCUGUUCUAUGGCAAUGAAAAUGUCAUAAAUAAUCAUCCAUUUACUAUGAAAUCAGGAUAUAUUCCAAACUUUGCUAAUACAGCUAUAGAAAAUUAUAUAUUUGCAACUAAAAUUGAAUUAGGAAGAAUACACUUGCAUAAAUUCAAAGAUAACUUAACAAAAUCAGAAAGAAUGGCAUUACAGUCACUGAAACAAAAUAAAGAAAUAGUAAUUAAAAAAGCUGAUAAAAACUCUUCAACAGUGAUUCUUGAUAAAAAGAAUUAUAUUGAACAAGCGUUAUCUCAGCUUAACGAUGGAAUACAUUACGAACAAAUUGCAAUAUCACACUGUACGGAGAUUUACAAUCUAAUAGAGGGUAAAGUUAAGAUAUUACAUGAACAAUCACACAUAGAUGACAUAUCGUUGAGAUAUCUUUUAGACACAAAAGUCGAAAAAAUUCAAGUUGGCAGAUUAUAUCUAUUACCUAAAAUUCACAAAAUUGACCUCAACAUUAGAAAUGAAAUCAGGAAUAAUAAAGAAUUACUUCAAAGAGUACAAAUACCUGGUAGACCUAUCAUUUCACUUUGUAAUAGCCCAAUUGAAAGAAUUGGCCAAUUCAUUGACUACUUUCUUCAACCUAUUGUACGUCAAUUAUGGACAUUUACACAAGAUACGACGUUCUUCAUUAACAAAAUUGAAAGAAUAGAGGCACCUGAUGAUGUCAUUUUAGCGACUUUUGACAUAAGCAGUAUGUACACAAAUCUGAGUCACGAAGAAAUAAUUCAGGCUGUGUACAGAGCAUGGCCUAAACUUAUGGCAUAUAAUUAUGCAAUCCCACUCCCACCACGGACUGAAUUUCUGGAAUUACUAAGAAUUACACUAGAAAACAAUGAAUUUGAGUUUAAUAGCGUAAUAUAUAAACAGAUAGUGGGUGUUCCCAUGGGAGCCCCUAUGUCGCCAAGCUUAACUGAUUUGAGAAUUUUUGAAAUCAUCUCAAAAAUACUGAAAGAAUUUACACACGCUUUCAAAAUUAUACAUUUGUCAGUAUAUAGAGAUGACGGCUUUAUGUUAUUUGCCGGAAAUGAAAAUGAACUGGUUGACUUUUUUGAAAUAGCUAACAACAUUCAUCUACUCAUUAAGUUCACACAUGAAACCUCAAGGACAAACGUUCAAUUUUUAGAUGUAACAGUGUACAAAGGAAAAAGAUUUAUUACAAAUAAAAUCUUAGAUAUCAAACUAUAUCGCAAACCAACAGAUAACUACCAAUACCUGCAUAGAUCAUCAUCCCACCCAUCGUCUGUAUUUAAAGGUUUUAUUACAGGAGAAAUUAUAAGAUUUAUUCGGUCAUCUAAUAAUGUAGAGGACAUAGAAGCACAAAUUCAAUUGUUCAGAGAAAAACUUCAGAAACGGGGUUAUGUUGCAGACGAAAUUGACCCCUUAAUAACAACAACAAUGAAAAGAACAAGGGAAAGUACAUUACGGUACAUAUCUAAGAAGAAAGGGAAAUCACCACCUUUAUGCUUCAUAACAAAAUUUAAUCCUAGAGUUAAACAACUAGGUAAAACUUUAAGAAAACACUGGCACUUAAUUUCGAAUGAUGGCACAGCAAAUCAACUUUUUAAAAAACCACCCAUUAUUGCAUACCAGAAACACAAGAACUUAAAAGAAUAUUUAACAUCUUCUAAAUUAAAAUAG
Messenger RNA from Mytilus trossulus (common blue mussel), 1689 nucleotides. RefSeq lists its product as uncharacterized. The record is from RefSeq and is a predicted model, not a curated record. Lineage: Eukaryota; Metazoa; Mollusca; Bivalvia; Mytilida; Mytilidae. The coding region runs from base 1 to 1689 and encodes 562 amino acids. The transcript has a single exon.